This is a messenger RNA of Drosophila guanche, 4546 nucleotides long. It is a transcript of the gene fred, whose product is annotated as hemicentin-1. Gene Ontology annotation, cellular component: cell-cell junction. Gene Ontology annotation, molecular function: cell adhesion molecule binding. NCBI's taxonomy places the organism in Eukaryota, Metazoa, Arthropoda, Insecta, Diptera, Drosophilidae. The transcript is spliced from 9 exons. Gene Ontology annotation, biological process: cell-cell adhesion. Bases 65 to 4504 code for a protein of 1479 amino acids. The record is from RefSeq and is a predicted model, not a curated record.
CAACAGCGAGCAUAAAACGCGCAAGGAAAAUCGAGGGAAAAAAGCACAGCAAGCACGGGCAAACAUGUCCACCAUAAAGCUGCUCAUUAUCGGCAAACUGUGGCUUUGGCUUGGCCUGAUGAUUGGAGUGGUGCAACAGAUCGGAGCGGAUGAUUCGCUGGAUACACGCGAAGGCGUCGAUCUGGUGCUCAAGUGUCGUUUCACCGAGCAUUACGAUUCGACUGACUUCACCUUCUACUGGGCCCGUUGGACAUGUUGUCCCACAUUGUUCGAGAACGUGGCCAUUGGCGAUGUGCAGCUCAAUUCGAAUUAUCGCUUGGACUUUAGACCGGGUCGUGGCAUUUACGAUCUGCAAAUAAAGAAUACCUCCUACAAUCGCGACAAUGGACGCUUCGAGUGCCGCAUUAAGGCCAAAGGAACCGGUGCGGAUGUGCACCAGGAGUUCUAUAAUUUGACGGUGCUGACGGCACCACAUCCGCCGAUGGUUACGCCCGGCAACAUUGCGGUGGCCACCGAGGAGAAGCCUUUGGAGUUGACCUGCAGCAGCAUUGGCGGCUCACCGGAUCCCAUGAUAACCUGGUAUCGUGAGGGCAGCACCGUGCCACUGCAGUCGUAUGCUUUAAAGGGCGGCUCCAAGAAUCACUAUACAAACGCCACACUACAGAUUGUGCCCAGACGGGCCGACGAUGGCGCCAAAUACAAAUGUGUCGUUUGGAAUCGUGCCAUGCCGGAGGGCCAUACGCUCGAGACCAGCGUCUCUCUAAACGUCAACUAUUACCCACGAGUGGAGGUGGGGCCACAGAACCCCAUGCGAAUUGAACGCGAUCAUGUUGCCAAACUCGAGUGCCGUGUGGAUGCCAAGCCGAUGGUCAGCAAUGUGCGAUGGUCACGCAACGGGCAGUAUGUGAGUGCCACGCCCGUGCAUACAAUCUAUCGUGUCAAUCGACAUCAUGCCGGCAAGUACACCUGCAGUGCGGACAACGGCCUGGGCAAGACAGGCGAGAAGGACAUCGUUCUGGAUGUUCUCUAUCCGCCAAUUGUUGUCAUCGAAUCGAAGACACAUGAGGCGGAGGAGGGGGAGACUGUUCUGGUGCGUUGCAAUGUGACCGCCAAUCCGCCUCCGAUUACAAUCGAAUGGCUGAAGGAAGGUGCCCCCGAUUUUCGCUACACGGGAGAGCUCCUGACCCUCGUCUCGGUGCGGGCGGAGCAUGCUGGCAACUACAUUUGCCGCUCGGUGAAUAUCAUGCAACCGUUCAACACGAAGCGUAUCGAGGGUGUCGGCAACUCUACGGUGGCUCUGCUGGUCCGUCAUCGGCCCGGACAGGCUUACAUUACGCCCAACAAGCCCGUGGUUCAUGUGGGCAAUGGUGUGACUCUGACCUGCUCCGCCAAUCCCCCAGGCUGGCCUGUGCCGCAGUAUCGCUGGUUCCGAGACAUGGAUGGGGAUGUGGGUAAUACCCAGAAGAUUCUCGCUCAAGGACCACAGUAUUCCAUACCCAAAGCACAUCUGGGCAGCGAGGGCAAGUACCAUUGUCAUGCGGUGAAUGAGUUGGGCAUUGGCAAGAUUGCCACAAUUAUCCUGGAGGUGCAUCAGCCGCCACAAUUUCUGGCCAAGCUGCAGCAGCACAUGACGCGCCGGGUCGGAGAUGUGGACUAUGCCGUGACGUGCAGCGCCAAGGGCAAACCCACACCACAAAUCCGUUGGAUCAAAGAUGGCACCGAAAUACUGCCCACCAGGAAGAUGUUUGAUAUUCGGACGACACCCACAGAUGCUGGCGGUGGAGUCGUCGCCGUUCAGAGUAUUCUCCGCUUCAGGGGCAAGGCACGACCAAAUGGAAAUCAACUUUUGCCCAGCGAUCGUGGACUGUACACGUGCCUCUACGAGAACGAUGUGAACUCUGCGAAUUCUUCGAUGCAUCUGCGGAUUGAACACGAACCCAUCAUCAUUCAUCAGUAUAAUAAAGUGGCUUUUGAUAUGCGAGAAUCCGCUGAGGUCGUGUGUCGUGUACAGGCCUAUCCCAAGCCAGAAUUUCAAUGGCAAUUUGGCAACAAUCCCUCACCGUUGACCAUGUCCUCGGAUGGACAUUACGAGAUAAGCACAAGAAUGGAAAAUAAUGACAUUUACACCUCCAUUCUACGGAUUGCACAUCUGCAGCACUCUGACUACGGGGAGUACAUCUGCAGGGCUGUCAAUCCCUUGGAUAGCAUUCGAGCGCCCAUCAAACUACAACCCAAGGGACAGCCGGAAAAGCCAACGAAUCUGAAGGUCUUGGAAGUGGCUCACAAUUAUGCGGUGCUGGCCUGGCUGCCGGGCUUCAAUGGUGGCUUUAUGAGCACCAAAUAUUUGGUUAGCUACCGCCGUGUGGCCACACCGCGGGAACAAUUGCUGGCGGAUUGCUCGGGCCAUGGCUAUAUACCCAGUUAUCAGGUGUCGUCCAGCUCCUCGAAUGUCGGUGCCCACGAGUGGAUUGAGUUCAACUGUUUCCGCGAGAAUCCCUGCAAGCUGGCGCCCCUCGAUCAGCAUCAGAGCUACAUGUUCAAGGUAUACGCUCUCAACUCCAAGGGCACUUCGGGGUACUCCAACGAGGUGCUGGCCACCACAAAAGUCAGCAAGAUCCCGCCGCCACUGCAUGUCAGCUAUGAUCCAAAUUCGCAUGUUCUGGGCAUCAAUGUGGCUGCCACAUGUCUGUCGCUCAUUGCCGUCGUCGAAUCGUUGGUCACGCGCGAGGCCACGGUGCCCAUGUGGGAGAUUGUCGAGACCCUGACGCUGCUGCCAUCGGGCAGUGAGACAACAUUCAAGGAGGCUGUCAUCAAUCACAUGGCACGCACGGCACACUACACAACGGCCACAUCGUCGGGCAGGAAUGGAGCUCAUCUGGGCGAAGAUCGCACAAUGGCCCUAGCGGAGACAGCAGGCCCGGGACCCGUGGUACGCGUCAAGCUGUGUCUCCGCUCGAAUCACGAGCAUUGUGGCGCCUAUGCGAAUGCAGAAAUUGGCAAAUCCUACAUGCCUCACAAUUCCUCCAUGACCACCUCGGCGCUGGUGGCCAUCGUUAUUGCUUCGUUAUCCUUUCUGGUGUUUUUGGCUUUGCUUUACGCCUUUUGUCGCUGCCGGCGCACGCAUGCCGCCAAAAAGCAAGCAGCCGGCGGCAAUGCCACAACCACAACGACAACAACGACAACAGGGACGGGGCCUGGGGCCAAGGAGUACGACCUGGAUGAUACCCCAACAUCCGGGGCUGACCCGCAGCAAACCCAACAGCAGCAGCAGCAGCAGCAGCACCCACCGAAUCUGCCGCCACCACCGCCGUAUUAUCCCAGUGGCACUUUGGACAGCAAGCAAGACGGUGGCAGCGGCAGCGGCAGUGGUGGCAUGGAGCUUACCCUUACGGCCCUGCACGAUCCUGACGAGCAGCUGAACAUGCAACAGCAGCAGAACGAAGCUCUACACAGCGGACUGUACCAUCAGCCGCAGGCGGCAGCAUCGGCGAAAGCCAUUUUGGGGCUCUACGGUGGUGGCGGCGGAGGCGGCAGCCAGCACUCGAAUGGCUAUGGCUAUCAUGUGACAAGUGCCAUUGGUGUGGAUGGCGACAGCUAUCAAGUGAUGCCGUCCGCAGCAGCAGCAGCAGCAGGAGGACAUGGUGCAGGCGAGUCAGGACCACUUGAGGCGACACCAGUAGCCGGCAACAACAACAACAACCAAAAGCAGCAACAGCAGCAGAAACUACAACAAAAUUCAGCACGCGCCAAUUUAACGAACCAACCCACCAUCACCAACAUCACCAACACCAUAUGCAACAGCUCCACGAACCUCACCAACCCAACUCCUCACACUCACACUCAGCCCAACACCCACACCCACACCCACAGCAAGCUCCUCACAACCCACAACUCCAAUGCCACCUCAACCUUAAAGCGGAAGAACCAUCUGGGAAGCGGAAAGGAUAGGAUAGAGAGGGAGCGAGCGGCCAUGCUGACCGCAGCCACGGCGGCAACAACCACAGCUCUGGCAACCACCAUUACAACAACAUCACGUAAUGCCAAAACCGCAACAACAACUACAACGCUGGCCAUCACAGGGUCGAGCAACAAUUCGAAUGAGAACAACUACAGUAAUGCCAGGGAUCUGUCGCAGGAGGCUCUGUGGCGGCUCCAAUUGGCUGCCGCUCAAUCCCAGCAAAUCUAUGUGGAGCGACCGCCAUCGGCGUUCAGCGGUUUGGUGGAUUACAGCGGCUAUCCGCCGCACAUUCAAACCGUCACCAGCUCGCUGAGUCAACAGAAUUUCGGACAGUCGACUGGUGGUGGUGGAGCGGGUGCUUCUGGCACGCAGCCACUGGCACCGCACGAAAUGCUGCAGGCGGCCCAGCGUUACGGCACACUGAGAAAAUCGGGAAAACAGCCCCCACUGCCACCGAUGCGAAAGGAUCUGCAGCAACAACAACAACAGCAACAGAAGCCGCAACAGCAGCAAUUAGCGGAUAUAAUACAGGAUUUGGCAAAUUAAACUAAUUGCCAGUUAAGGAGAGACAACAACCACAGAGCAGCA